GUUGCCCUGCCUAUAUAGCCCGGCAUUUUGCGACGGGGAAAUCUUCUGAAGUGACCCAAUCUCUUCGGGAAGCUUUUCACCGACGGGAAGCUUGGUCUCCAGGCGUCCAAAAGCGAGCGCAUGGUGUCUUUUCAGACCUCUUCGCUGAUGAAGUCGACGUGGAUCCCUUGGAUCGUACGACAUUAGGAGGUACCUGGGUACCUAGCCCUAAAAAUCAAGGACCCUCAAAGGUGACGGUUUUGAGGGUCCAAAUCCCAGCUAGGCAGGAUCCAAACCCUCCAUAGGAGGGUCCUAUGAUGAUUAGGGAAUGUAGAAUGUGGAUGACGUGGGUGGGAAGAAGCUGACGAAGGGUCUUCGAGCUUGCGAGUUCCUCGACGCCUGUUUUUCAAGAAUCCCUGAGACGGUGAGACCUCGGAUCCUGCUUGGGGUUUCAAUGCGUUUGAGCUGUUUCAUGAUGUUUCGUGGUCAACUUCAAAGUGAGAAGCUGUUUCCACCCCACAUGCUGCCACCUGAAAUGGACUUUCCGAAGUUCAACCGCAGCUGAGAUGGAUAUCAUGAUGAAUAGGGGUUAUAUAAGAGAACGAGUCAGCUUUCUUCAUUCUCAAGCAUCAGCCCUACUGGAAAAAAAACAUGAUGCUUUGAGGAAUGGUGCCGCUCUUUCCGAGCAUGAGAAUCGAUGGGAAAUGGUCUUGAGGGGCUACUCAUCGCUGAGUCGCCGCGACGGUAGCGACACGACGGUACCGACAGAUCACAGCAUUUUCAGAAGCCGGUCACAUCGCUCAUCAUCCGUUCAGCGACCUGAAGCAGGCUUUGAGGAACAUCACGGUGAGGAGAUGUUUUGAGAACGGCCCUUUGUUCCUGUUGGGCUCCAAGAUGAAGAAGCUGCACGUGUAUUCCGCGGGCUAUACGACACGUGACAGCGAGAACCAAAAGAAGGCCAAUGCACGACAUGUGCUCAUUCCGAACUUCCUGGCAGUGGCGAAGGCCAUGAAAACGACUCUCCCUGAGGGUCUGGUAUCGCCCUGCGGCCUCUUCGCGGUCUUUGAGGGCGAGCCGUUAGCCGCCGAGCAUUGUGCCAAGAACAUGCACAUCCAGUUGCUGCGACACCUCUCCAAAGUUGAGGGGAAGGUCAAUGAGACCCAGCUAAAGCGCAGCCUUCGGGGUGCCUUGGUGUCCCUGGAUGUGGAAGUACAGGAGAAACUACCGGGGCAGCGUGGCUGUUCCGCGGCGGCGGCCUUGCUUUGCGGGGAGCGGCUGCUGGUGGGGGUGGUUGGCACCGCGUCGGCUGCCAGCUGCCAAGGCCCUGCAACGCUGGCGGACGCAGUGCGGCGACCGCCGGUGCAGCUGGUCGCACGUGUGAAGCGGAACCUCGGUGACGCAGGCGCCGCUGCACCCAAGCUGGGAGCCACAGGCGGUCAGUUCUUGCAUGCGCAACUCAGUGGACAAGUGAAGGGCCGAGACACCGCGGCGCAGCUCGGCAGCGAGGACGUGAAGGUUCUUCAACUCUCUGAACAGCAUCAUGACUGUCUAAUCCUUGGCAGCGCCAGCUUAUUGCGAGGUACCACCUUGACCGAGCUGCAAGCCGCCGUCGGUAGCUGCGAUGCUGGAGAUGCCCUGGCAGUGAGCAGCGCCGUAGGGGCCAAGGCGAAAAGCCGACAAGUGCAGAAGACCUCUGACAAGGCUUGCUGGGUCCAGUCAGAGCGUGAAGAGAAUGAAAUCACCUGCUGUGCCGUGCUGUUGCACCGUGGAGAGGCGCUCAAAGAGAAAGCGUCCGCGCAACAGGUGGCCAAGAAACAGCGGGUGGCGGCGGAUGUGAAGCCAACCGCCUCCCUGGCGGAGGCCGCCGAGAAGGCGGCGGAGAAGCGCUGGGAGACGCGCGACCGGGGCGAGACCACGGCCAUCGGGCCCUCCGAGCACACCGGGCAAGCGCCCGAACUCAUCAAGGAGGAGGGCAAGAUAUUCGACAUUUUGGAGCUUGAUGGGACCGCCCAGUGGCGCAUGAAGAACUACGGCACCGCCCACUUCCGAGGCGGUGAGAACUUCCGGAGCAAAGAGGAGCGCAGCAAAGGCAAAGGCAAGAAGGGCAAGGGCAAAGGCAAAGGCAAGGGUCGCAAAGGCAAGCGGAAGAAGGGAGAAGAGGAUGAGGAAGACGAGGGCGAUGAGGGUGAAUAUGAAGAAGAGGACGAUGGUGACAUCACAGGAGACGAGAAAGGCCCCGAGACAUGCCAGAUUUGGGGCCACACGUGGAUGCCAUUCACCCCCACGGACUGUCACACGUGGACUGUCUCUCACCCCACAAAACCAUUGCAGCCAGAACCUCAAAUUUUUUGGGGCGUCCCAAUAUACCUGUGGCUCAGACCCCCCCUUUGAAUCCCUUUGAAGCAAAAGCACUGGUUUAGGGCCUGUAAAUAGGUAUCCAGACCCCGGCUGGAC
Messenger RNA from Durusdinium trenchii, 2433 nucleotides. The record is from the annotation of a GenBank genome assembly. Lineage: Eukaryota; Dinophyceae; Suessiales; Symbiodiniaceae.